AUGGACUUCAUCAUUCGGACACCUCGUGUACCCACACCAGGAGAAACUCUGACAGUCCACUCCUUCGACACAGGCUUUGGUGGCAAGGGAGCCAACCAAGCAGUCGCUUGCGCACGUCUGGCUGAUUCCGAUAUUAAGGUCUCCAUGGUUGGGAAUUUGGGUGACGAUGGCUUCGGAGCAGAUUACUUUGAGGCGCUGAAGCGGGAAGGCCUGGACAGCAAGAAUGUGCGAAGUCUGAAAGGAGAGAAGACGGGGAUCAGUACGAUCAUCGUUGAUGAUGACGGCGAGAACCGGAUCCUGUUUGCUCCUAAUGCCAAUUACGCAAUUUCGCCGGAAGAGAGCAAGGAUUGGGAAUUAGUGCCUGAGGAGGCGGACGUGGUUGUCUUUCAGCUUGAGAUUCCUUCGAGAGUGGUAUACCACAACGUCCGACAAGCCAGUAAGAAGGGGAAACAUGUCAUCUUCAACCCUGCACCAGCAGAAUUAUUGCCAGAGGACAUAUAUCAGCACAUUGAUACCCUCGUCAUGAACGAAACAGAGUCUAGCAUACUGUCGCACAGUAAGUCUGGAACCCCUGAGGAUAUCGCUCAGCACUUUCUAUCCAAAGGCAUCAAAGACACUGUGAUCAUCACUUUGGGAGGCGACGGGUUAGUAUAUGCUACCAAAGCUGGCCUCAAAGGCAGACUUGCAGCCAAGAAAGUCAAAGUUGUGGAUACGACCGCUGCUGGUGACACGUUUGUUGGCGGGUAUGCUGUACAACGUGCCAAGAACGUUGGUAAAGACUUUGAGUAUGAAAAGGCGCUGGGAUUUGCGACGCUGGCUGCGAGUAUCACGGUGCAGAGGAGAGGUGCUAUGGAUGCCAUACCGAAGCGAGACGAGCUAUAA
This is a messenger RNA of Recurvomyces mirabilis, 882 nucleotides long. It is a transcript of the gene RBK1, whose product is annotated as putative ribokinase. Bases 1 to 882 code for a protein of 293 amino acids. Gene Ontology annotation, biological process: D-ribose metabolic process. The transcript has 2 exons. The record is from RefSeq and is a predicted model, not a curated record. Gene Ontology annotation, molecular function: ribokinase activity. Lineage: Eukaryota; Fungi; Ascomycota; Dothideomycetes; Mycosphaerellales; Teratosphaeriaceae.